This is a messenger RNA of Paramecium sonneborni, 1291 nucleotides long. NCBI's taxonomy places the organism in Eukaryota, Ciliophora, Oligohymenophorea, Peniculida, Parameciidae. The record is from the annotation of a GenBank genome assembly.
AUGUUUUCAAUUAUCGAGAUUGUUGAUAAAAUAAAGAAAUGCUUAAACACCAUAGAAGUAUCAACAUAUAUGAUAUCAUUUAAGAUUGAUAAUAUUAUAAUGGAUUCAUUUAUAUUAGGUAAAUUAUAAAGAGAGAAUAAUGAAAAUUCAUUUGAAAAGAAUUUAGAUUCCAUAGUAAAUCUUAGAUAGAUUAAUUAAAGUAUGAAAGAAACAGUAUCAAUUACUAAGUGUUAUGAUGAAAUUUUAUGUGGAAGUUAAAAUGUAAAAAAAUAUUAUUGAUUAUUAUUAGCUGGAAAAAAUAUCUACUUUAUCCAAAGAAUAGAAUGUUGAAGAAUUUCUUAUUAUUCAAGAGGAACCUGAUAUAAUUUAAUCUUUACCAGAUUAAAGAAAAAAAUUUAUGUUUAAUUUUUAAUAGAGAUAAUUCUAAGUUAAAAAUUCGCAUGAAAAUAGGAAAGAUUAACAAACUAAUGAAUCGAAAAAUGAUUUUAAAUCAAUUGAAUUAGCUUUAAAAAUUUAACAAGAGUAUAUCAUAAAUAAUUAUAAAGAUUUGAAUAAGAAUACUAAAAUGAUUUAUUAGCACUAUAAUUGUAUGAGAAUCAAUUUUAAGAUAAGUAAAUUAUUGAAGAAAUUUAAAAUUAAGUUGAAUGUUAAAUUUGUUUAGAAGAUAUUUAAUUUAUAGAAUUAAUUGCUUUAUACUGUGGACAUAUUUUUCAUAAAAAAUGUCUAAACGAAUAUUGUCAAAUAUAAAUUUAGUCUAAAAGUGUUCCAAUGAGAUGCCCUUGGGCUAAUUGUAAAGAGAAUGUAAUGUAUUCUGAUUUGAGAGAAGUAUUAGAUAUGCGUAUUUUAAAUGAAUUUUAACAGUUAACCUUUACAGCUUAUAUUAAUAAUCAUAGUGAUGAAGUAUUAAUUAAAAUAAAGUUAGUAUUCUUGGUGUCCAACUCCUGAUUGUACUUAUAUUUUUAUCGCAAAUAAUUCAUAAUUUUAUUGUCCAGUUUGUAAAAAAUCGUAUUGUUUAAUUUGUAAAACUGAAUUCCAUUAAGGACAAACCUGUUAAUAAUACAGGGCCAGUAAUUAUUAUGGAUCUAGAAAUUAAUCAAAAGAUCUUGCUGACUAAUAGUUCUUUAACUUUUUACAAGGAGCGAAAUAUAAAUAAUGCCCAUAAUGCAAAUUUUGGGUAGAAAAAAAUUAAGGUUGUGAUCAUAUGACUUGUAGAUGUAAAUUUGGGUUUUGCUAUGUUUGUGGUGGAGUUUACUUACAGUGUGCUUGCAUUAACAGGAUAAACAUGAUUUGA